CCAAGUCCACGUGGCCUCACCGGUUGCCCGGUUGCCACCCUCCUCUUCAGCUUCCCACACAGACAACAACCCCACAUUUGUCCACCUUUCUUUCUUCCCCUCGCCUCGGUAACACAUACGUCGGAGAGGCGACUGUCAACAACCGGAUCAACAGCCACCAUAUCGCUCGUCGGACAACGUGACUACGGCGCUUUCCGUCGCCGGGGCGACAGGCGUUCAGUCUGCAAAUCAACUUCCUGCUCGGAUGUCAAAGCAGAUGAGCCAUCAUUUGGCUCAUUUUCCAGGAGACUGGAGCUCCUGACCACGUGGGAAAGUGCUGAUGGAGGUCAAAGCUGGUGCCGGAAGGACGCAUGA
Protopolystoma xenopodis is the source of this 354-nucleotide messenger RNA. The record is from the annotation of a GenBank genome assembly. NCBI's taxonomy places the organism in Eukaryota, Metazoa, Platyhelminthes, Monogenea, Polystomatidea, Polystomatidae.